Molecule: messenger RNA, 2739 nt
Organism: Alternaria postmessia
Lineage: Eukaryota; Fungi; Ascomycota; Dothideomycetes; Pleosporales; Pleosporaceae
Exons: 4
Coding region: 1-2739 (912 amino acids)
Biological process (GO): telomere maintenance via telomerase; protein stabilization
Cellular component (GO): cytosol
Molecular function (GO): Hsp90 protein binding; telomeric repeat DNA binding
Source: RefSeq, a predicted model, not a curated record
AUGACCGAUUUCUUGACGGCCGUAUCCACCAAGAAGGUUAAGAGCCCCGAACCUCUCAUCCAGGAUGUAAGGAGUCUGGACAUACAAGAAGAUGCACUUUUUGUCAAUUCUACAGAAUCGGCCCUCGGAGCACUAAAGAACCAACCUAAUCGCAAGACAGUUAGCAAAGUCCUGAGCUACCUCACCACAGAAGGAUUUAGCCUUCUACUACCGGAACCAUUGAAUGCAAGCAUCGCGCAUCAACUCAUCAACGAUACCAUCCCAAAUUACUGGAGGACCAUUAAAGGCUCGAUUGAAGUUUUGAAGCUAGAAGACAUUCUCCGAAAUCCAACAGGACUUGGACAUCUCAAUACAAGGCUUCGUUCGCUUAUUGCAGACAGUCGCCAAAAGAAGGCACCCGGUGACGCGCGGAAUACAGCUGAGCACAUCGCGGAUACCCUCGAGAUAUUGAGUUCAGUACUGAGCGGGGAUGAAACAUCUCACCGCGUGUUGCAAGACGUCUUAGCAUAUGGUAAGAACUCAACGCAAAGAAAACUCAUCUGGAAGGAGUACCUCGCGCAAGUCGCGUCCGGCCGUCUACUAUCGAUCGCAGCGGAGGCUGAAGACAUACUCAAAAAGAGUGAUGGGGUUUAUCAAGACGCUGUCUGGGUCGCAGACGGUAAAGAGUACGCGGCAUGGUUAGGGCGCAACAUCGCCAUUUUACUCGAGCGCAGCUCAAGUAGCGAGGAGGGUCUCACUGCAGUUAUAGAGCUUUGCUCAAAAGCACUGAGCUUGGGUUACACUGUCGUGUUGGUGACCAAAGAAUACUUCUCUGUAGAGAACGUCCUUAGAGAUGACGCCUCUAUUGCAGUGUCUUCCACCGUUUCCUCUGCUGCUGCUCUAUUUUAUACACUUAUCAAGGACAAUGACGUUCUAAAAGAGCAUCUCGUUUCGUUACUUUCGCGAUCAACAAUACCUGCGCUCGACGAGUCACUCUUGUCCCGACGGAGUGCAUUGGCAGCUCUUGCAAAGGAUGACGAGAAGUUACAUACUCUUCUCGAGAAUCUCAUAAAAACCUUUGGCGAUUCUGUAUACAUAAGGCAUACGCCUGUACUGCAGCAAGAAGCUCUUGCUCAGACCUUGGCACUAUGCAGUGGCUACGUGAAGCGUUCGCAGCCUAUGUUUCUCAUGAUGAUGGCAAAGUCAACAUAUCAUGUCAACGGCAUGUCAAACCGCAUAGGAGCAGCAUCUACGCGAGCUCGCUUCUUGGGUAUUGCAGUUGGUGUUGCCAUUUCCAAAAUGGUUGACAAGCCGGAACUUCAACUCAAGUUUGAAUUAGAGGGUGCCGAAGCAGAAGAAGCGAGUUGGUAUCAACGUCUUACCGAGGUCGACGAUAGAGUUGGAGACAUUACGGAUUUUAAGACAAAACGCGAUGACAUUGCACCAGCAAAGAAAGUCCAGUCAAAGCCCAAGUCAACCCCUAGAGCGCCCAAAGCUCCCGCAAUCACCGAGAUGCAAGGCCCACGGGUCGUUGAAGUCAUGUCAGACUCUGAAGAUGAAGAUGCAGAUCUGAUGGUGUACGAGAAGCCAGACUCUGAUCCGGAAGACGACACAGACGACCCAACGGCUAUCAACCGCAACAAACCUACCGCACCCGUCUACAUCAGGGAUUUGAUCGCGGGGCUGCGAGACCAGGAGAACUACGAUCGCCAUGAACUUGCUUUAGCCACCGCAGCAUCUCUGAUUCGCCGUAAGGCGAACUUCGGAACUGAAGUAACGGAUCACCUUGAAGAAUUAGCCACUUUGCUUACCGGGUUGCAAGACAAUUCGGAGCUAGAAGGCUUCGCACAGCAACGGCAGCAGGCACUGAUCGCCGUGCUACUUGCGAAGCCAGCACAAAUGGCGCAGUGGUUCGCUCGGUCUUUCUUCUCGGGUGAUUACAGUCUACAGCAACGCAUCGCUAUGCUUACAACUCUGGGCCUCGGGGCGCGUGAGCUAGCAGGUAUGAAGGACACCUCGACCAACGAUCUGGUACCAGCAAAGCCAGACUUCCCCAGCAAACAGCUUCCGCCGCACCUCCACAAGAUUUACGCUGAGGACAACAACGCACCUACAGUAGCGAAGAUCUCAAGCAGCAUGGCGCGUGAGAUGCUGUCACCCAUCGCUAGCCAGGCAGCCGACCAGCUCAGCGGCCCUAACAUCUUGAAAGUCCGGACCUUCUCUUCGCGCAUGGAGGUCGAGAAGAAGCGACACAAGCCCAUACCGAACGCACUUGCGCAGAUCGUCGCAGACAACUUCUUCUUCCCGCUCAGUGGCCGUUGGUGGCUCCAAAUCCGCGCGAAUAAUGACUCGAUAUAUGCGUCUACUCACCUCCUCCCUCCUUUCUUACAGACCUUGUCAUUGCUGUUGAACGCAUCUGGCCCGAACACGCUCGCUUUACCGCAGAUGACGCGUGAAUACUGGGACCUGCUACUGUCGGUGCGCGGACUCGCGAGCAAGGACAAGAACAUCCUGAACGCGGUCUUGUUCGGCUUCUUGAUGUUGCUUGAAACGAACGAGAACAAGGAGCGGGUGGCUACGGAGCAAGGUAAAGAACUUAUGGAGACACAGGCUUGGGUGAGGUCGGUAUUCGAAGAUUUAGGUACGGGAAGCGAGGAGGAUGAGAGGGUACGCGUGUUGGCUGCCGGCGUCGUGGUCCGGUGUCAGGAGGUGAUUGAGAAGUACCAGAGGAGGAUGGCAGGAGCGCUGAUGGACUAUUAG